Messenger RNA from Gilbertella persicaria, 741 nucleotides. Its product is annotated as 60S ribosome subunit biogenesis protein nip7. The record is from RefSeq and is a predicted model, not a curated record. NCBI's taxonomy places the organism in Eukaryota, Fungi, Mucoromycota, Mucoromycetes, Mucorales, Choanephoraceae. Gene Ontology annotation, molecular function: RNA binding. The transcript is spliced from 5 exons. Gene Ontology annotation, cellular component: nucleolus; nucleus; preribosome, large subunit precursor. The coding region runs from base 38 to 580 and encodes 180 amino acids. Gene Ontology annotation, biological process: ribosomal large subunit biogenesis; ribosome assembly.
UUUUUGCAUAGACAUAUAUCAUAUAUAAUAUUUCACAAUGCGUCCUUUGACAUCUGAAGAAACCACAAGUUUAUUCGAAAAACUCGCUAAAUACAUUGGUGCCAACAUUAAGCACUUGAUCGAUCGACCUGACGAAACAUACUGCUUCCGUCUUCAGAAAAACAAAGUUUAUUACCUUAGUGAAUCUAUGAUGCGUAUGGCAGUGAGUGUUGGUCGUGAUCAGCUUGGUUCUGUUGGUGUUUGCUUUGGUAAAUUCACAAAGACCGGCAAAUUCAAGCUUCAUAUCACUGCUCUUGAUCAUUUGGCUCAAUAUGCUCAACACAAGAUUUGGAUUAAACCUAAUGGUGAAAUGCCAUUCUUGUAUGGCAACCAUAUUGUGAAAGCACAUUUAGGUAGAAUUACAGAUGAUACUCCUGAACACACUGGUGUUGUUAUCUUUUCAAUGUCUGAUUCACCAUUGGGCUUUGGUGUGACUGCACGAUCUACAAUGGAAAUGAAGAAACUUCAACCUACAGACAUUAUUGUGUUCCAUCAGGCAGAUGUCGGUGAAUACCUUCGUGAAGAAGAUACAUUGUUUUAAGCUGUACUAUAAUAAACAUAAUAGAGAAAGAAAGAAAGAAAAAGAGGUCGUGCAUUUAAACUUUUUUUGUUGUGGGAUUCAAAUGGAGUUUGUUUGUAGAUCAGUUGUGGAACAUAACAAGGUCUAGAUUUUAUUUACUGCUUCAUUUUUUCAUAUCUUUU